Molecule: messenger RNA, 1184 nt
Organism: Fulmarus glacialis (Northern fulmar)
Lineage: Eukaryota; Metazoa; Chordata; Aves; Procellariiformes; Procellariidae
Product: dynactin subunit 1-like
Exons: 9
Biological process (GO): establishment of mitotic spindle orientation; nuclear migration
Cellular component (GO): axon; microtubule associated complex; spindle pole
Source: RefSeq, a predicted model, not a curated record
GGCCCUGAACAAAUGCAGCGUGGAGGUGUAUAAGAAGGUGGGGAUGCUGUACCCCGAGAUGAGCGUCCACGAGCGCUCGCUGGACUUCCUGAUCGAGCUGCUGCACAAGGACCAGCUGGACGAGACGGUCAACGUGGAGCCGCUGACCAAAGCCAUCAAGUACUACCAGCAUCUGUACAGCAUCCACUUGGCUGACCAGGCUGAAGACUGCACGAUGCAGCUGGCCGACCACAUCAAGUUCACCCAGAGUGCCUUGGACUGCAUGGGGGUGGAGGUGUGCCGGCUGCGAUCCUUCCUCCAGGCUGGGCAGGAGGCGUCCGACCUUGCCAUCCUCCUCAAGGACCUGGAGACCUCCUGCAGUGACAUUCGCCAGUUCUGCAAGAAGAUCAGGCGCCGCAUGCCUGGGACAGAUGCUCCGGGUAUCCCUGCAGCACUGGGCUUCGGGCAGCAGGUGUCGGACACGCUGCUGGACUGCCGCAAGCACCUGACGUGGGUGGUGGCCGUGCUGCAGGAGGUGGCUGCUGCUGGGGCGCAGAUGAUUGCUCCUCUGGCGGAGAAUGAGGGGCUGCUGGCGGUGAAGCUGGAGGAUCUGGCCUUCAAAGCGAGCGAGCAGAUCUACGGCACCCAGGGCAUCAACCCCUACGAGUGUCUGCGUCAGUCCUGCAGCAUCCUCAUCGCCACCAUGAACAAGAUGGCCACGGCUAUGCAAGAGGGAGAAUACGACGCGGAUAGGCCACAGACCAAGCCCACCCCACCUGCUGACCUACGGGCAGCAGCUCUUCGGGCAGAGAUCACCGAUGCUGAGGGGCUGGGGCUUAAGCUGGAGGACAGGGAGACGGUCAUCAAAGAGCUGAAAAAAUCUCUCAAGAUCAAGGGCGAGGAGCUCAGCGAAGCAAACGUGCGGCUCAGCCUCCUGGAGAAGAAGCUGGACAGCGCAUCCAAGGAUGCAGAUGACCGUGUGGAAAAGAUACAGACAAAGCUGGAUGAGACCCAGACUCUGCUCAAAAAGAAAGAGAAGGAGUUUGAGGAGACCAUGGAUGCUCUUCAGGCAGAUAUCGACCAGCUGGAAUCAGAGAAGGUGGAGCUGAAGCAGCGCUUGAACAACCAGUCAAAGCGAACCAUCGAGGGCCUGCGCGGUGCCCCUGCCUCUGGAGUUGCCUCCAUCGUGUCUGGCAUUGCCGGAG